Pteropus alecto (black flying fox) is the source of this 7102-nucleotide messenger RNA. RefSeq names its product GLI family zinc finger 2 (gene GLI2). Gene Ontology annotation, molecular function: RNA polymerase II cis-regulatory region sequence-specific DNA binding; DNA-binding transcription factor activity, RNA polymerase II-specific. Gene Ontology annotation, biological process: smoothened signaling pathway; regulation of transcription by RNA polymerase II. Gene Ontology annotation, cellular component: nucleus. Bases 622 to 5325 code for a protein of 1567 amino acids. Lineage: Eukaryota; Metazoa; Chordata; Mammalia; Chiroptera; Pteropodidae. The transcript is spliced from 15 exons. The record is from RefSeq and is a predicted model, not a curated record.
CGCUCUCUGCUUGAACUUUCUUCGUAGGUGUGCUUUCUCUCCUCGGGGCUGAGGAGGAGCGUCCUCGGCCUCCUCCUCGCCUCCGGGUCCCCGGGUCUCCCGGGUUCCCUGGGGCGGGUUAGCGCGGCGCGGGCGGGUGCGCAGUGCUGGGUGUGCUGCAGCUGUGCGCGCGGGGGCGCUGCGCCGUCCGGGCGGCGCCGGGAUUGCGGGAGUGCCGGAGCUCGCCAGCCGAGGCAGUACGGCUCCGCGGACUUUUUUUCAAACUCCCAUCAAUGAGACUUCGAGGAGGAGUGGGAGGCGGCGGCGGACGCGGAGGCAGGCUAGGAGGAGCCGGAGGAGCUGGAGGAAGGAGCGCGAGUCGCGCGGCGCGCCGGAGCCUCGGAGAGCUGCCCACCCGCCGGCAGUAGGGGCGGUCCAGCCCCCUCUCGCCUUUCGGUUCCCUCCCCUGCCUGGCCCGCCCCGCCCCGGCCGGACCGAGACCCUGCACACGGCAGCACGCGGCGCGUCGCCAAGUUGGGAUGGGGGUUCGCAGCCACCGCCCAGCGCCCGAGAGGCCACCUGCGUGCUAGAGGCAAACUUUUGUCUCCCUCGGGCUGCCACCCAGGACUAUGAGCGGCUAAGAUGGAGACGUCCACGUCAGCCACUGCCGCGGAGAAGAAAGAAGCCGAAAGUGGGAUCCUGGAGGGCGCUGCUUUUCCCGACCCGGGCAGGAAGGCCUCUGCUCUGGCGGUGGCUACGGUGGCGGCGGCUGCGGCGGCAGCUGCCCAAGGAGUGCCGCAGCACCUUUUGCCACCGUUCCAUGCUCCCUUACCGAUUGACAUGAGACACCAGGAAGGAAGGUACCAUUACGAGCCUCACUCUGUCCAUGGCAUGCACGGGCCUCCUGCCCUGAGCGGCAGCCCUGUCAUCUCUGAUAUCUCAUUGAUCCGGCUUUCUCCACACCCCGCUGGCCCUGGGGAGUCUCCCUUCAAUGCCCCCCACCCGUAUGUGAGCCCCCACAUGGAGCAUUACCUUCGCGCCAUGCACAGCAGCCCCACGCUCCCCACGAUCUCUGCGUCCAGGGGCCUCAGCCCCGCUGAUGUGGCCCAUGAGCACCUUAAGGAGAGGGGACUGUUUGGCCUCCCACCUACGGGCACCAACCCCUCAGACUAUUACCACCAGAUGACCUUCAUGGCGGGCCAUCCCACACCAUAUGGGGACCUGCUGAUGCAGCCUGGGGGUGCCACUGGUGCACCCCAUCUCCAUGACUACCUCAAUCCAGUGGAUGUGUCACGUUUCUCCAGCCCACGGGUGACACCGCGCCUGAGCCGAAAGCGAGCGCUGUCCAUCUCCCCACUCUCGGACGCCAGCCUCGACCUACAAAGGAUGAUCCGGACCUCGCCCAACUCACUGGUGGCCUACAUCAACAACUCGCGCAGCAGCUCAGCAGCCAGUGGCUCCUACGGGCACCUGUCGGCGGGCACUCUCAGCCCAGCCUUCACCUUCCCCCAUCCCAUCAACCCCGUGGCCUACCAGCAGAUCCUGAGCCAGCAGAGGGGCCUAGGCUCGGCCUUCGGACACACGCCACCCCUGAUCCAGCCCUCACCCACCUUCCUGGCCCAGCAGCCUAUAGCCCUCACCUCCAUCAAUGCCACGCCCACUCAGAUCAGCAGCAGCAGCAGCAACUGUCUGAGUGACACCAACCAGAACAAGCAGAACAGCGAGUCGGCUGUGAGCAGCACCGUCAACCCUAUCGUCAUUCAUAAGCGCAGCAAGGUCAAGACUGAGGCUGAGGGCCUGCGGCCAGCCUCCCCAUUGACUCUGACACAGGAGCAGCUGGCUGACCUCAAGGAAGACCUAGACAGGGACGACUGUAAGCAGGAGGCCGAGGUGGUCAUCUAUGAGACCAACUGCCACUGGGAGGACUGCACCAAGGAGUACGACACCCAGGAGCAGCUGGUGCAUCACAUCAACAAUGAGCACAUCCACGGGGAGAAGAAGGAGUUUGUGUGCCGCUGGCAGGCCUGCACACGGGAGCAGAAGCCCUUCAAGGCGCAGUACAUGCUGGUGGUGCACAUGCGCCGGCACACAGGCGAGAAGCCCCACAAGUGCACAUUUGAGGGCUGCUCGAAGGCCUACUCUCGCCUGGAGAACCUGAAGACGCAUCUGCGAUCCCACACUGGGGAGAAGCCAUACGUGUGUGAGCACGAGGGCUGCAACAAGGCCUUCUCCAACGCCUCCGACCGUGCCAAGCACCAGAACCGCACCCACUCCAAUGAGGUACCCGAGUGGGGUGUGCACAGGAAACCCUAUAUCUGCAAGAUCCCAGGCUGUACCAAGCGAUACACGGACCCAAGUUCUCUCCGGAAGCAUGUGAAAACAGUGCACGGCCCAGAUGCUCAUGUCACCAAGAAGCAGCGCAACGAUGUGCACCUCCGGGCCCCGCUGCUCAAGGAGAAUGGGGACAAUGAGGCCAGCACCGAGCCCAGUGGCCGGGGCUCUGAGGAGAGUGCUGAGGCCAGCAGCACCAGCCAGGCCAUGGAGGACUGCCUUCACGUCAAAGCCAUCAAGACCGAGAGCUCCGGGCUGUGUCAGUCCAGCCCUGGGGCCCAGUCGUCCUGCAGCAGCGAGCCCUCUCCCUUGGGCAGUGCCCCCAACAAUGACAGCGGUGUGGACAUGCCUGGGAGCCUGGGAGACCUGACAGCUCUAGAUGACACGCCCCCGGGGGCCGACACUUCAGCCCUGGCCAACCCCUCCACUGGUGGCCUGCAGCUGCGCCAACACCUGACCGCCAUGCACCGGUUAGAGCAGCUCAAAAAGGAGAAGCUCAAGUCACUCAAGGAUUCCUGCUCAUGGGCCGGGCCGGCUCCACACACCCGGAACACCAAGCUGCCUCCCCUCCCGGGAAGUGGCUCCAUCCUGGAAAACUUCAGCAGCGGCGGGGGCGGCAGGCCGGUAGGACUGCUGCCAAACCCACGGCUGUCGGAGCUGUCUGCAGGCGAGGUGACCAUGUUGAGCCACCUACAAGAGCGCCGCGACAGCUCCACCAGCACGGUCAGCUCGGCCUACACAGUGAGUCGCCGCUCCUCCGGCAUCUCGCCGUACUUCUCCAGCCGCCGCUCCAGCGAGGCCUCACCUCUGGGCGCAGGUCGCCCGCAUCAUGCCAGCUCUGCCGACUCCUACGACCCCAUCUCCACCGAUGCGUCACGGCGCUCAAGUGAGGCCAGCCAGUGCAGCGGAGGCGGCGCAGGGCCGCUCAGCCUGACUCCGGCGCAGCAGUACAGCCUGCGGGCCAAGUAUGCAGCGGCCACAGGCGCGCCGCCCCCCACGCCGCUGCCAGGCCUGGAGCGCGGGAGUCUACGGGCCCGGCUGGCACUGCUGGAUAUGCCCGAGCGUGCCUUGGGACCCCGGAGAGGCAGCGGCGGGCCGGUCUAUGGCCAUGCGGGGCCUGCGCCCGCCUUCCCUCACGAGGCUCCGGGAGGCGGGGCGCGGCGGGCCAGCGACCCAGUGAGGCGGCCCGACGCCCUGGCUCCCCCACGGGUGCAGCGCUUCCACAGUGCCCACGAUGUGAACCCCACACCGCUGCCACUCUGUGCCCCCGAGAGGCGCAGCCUCCGCCUGCAGGGUCCCAUUAGCACCGACGGCAGCCUGACCCGCAGUGUCUACUCCCCCCGGCCGCCCAGCAUCAGCGAGAACACGGUGAUGGAGGCCAUGGUGGCAGGGACAGACAGUGCAGGGCCUGAGGGCAACCUCGUGCUGCCCGAGGACGACCUUGUGCUGCCCGAUGACGUGGUGCAGUACAUCAAGGCGCAUGCCAGUGGCGCCUUGGAUGAGAGUGCCCCGCAGGUAUAUCCUCCGGAAAGCACUUGCUUCUCUGAGCACUCCAAAUUGCCUAGCCCGGGGCUGCACGGCCAGCGCAGGAUGGUGGCUCCGGACUCCAACAUGGGCCCCUCUGCCCCGGUGCUGGGAGACUGCCAGCUGGGCUAUGCGGCCUCCUCUAGCCUAAACAAAAACAGCAUGCCUGUGCAGUGGAAUGAGGUGAGCUCGGGCACCAUGGACGUCCUGGCCACGCAGGUGAAGCCUCCAGCUUUUCCACAGGGCAACCUGGCUGUGGUACAGCAGAAGCCAACCUUCAGCCAGUACCCAGGUUAUAGUCCACAAGGCCUGCAGCCGAGCCCUGGGGUCCUGGAGAGCACACAGCCACACCUUCAGUCUUGCAGUGGAGCCCCCUCCACAUCCAGGGUAAAUUAUAUGCAGCAGCUGCGGCAGCCAGGAACAGGUGGCCAGUGUUCCAGUAUGACCACCACGGUGAGCCCUCAUACCACCUACGGCCAAGCCCACCCCCAGCUGAGCUCCAGUGCCAUGGGUAGGGCCCUGAACCAGUUCCCCCCAUCUUGCAGCAACCUGUCAGCCAAGCCAGGCCACCUGGGGCUCCCCCAGCAAAUGGAAGUUGCUCCCGACCCUACCAUGGUGGGUAGCAGCCGCAGGGAAUUUGGGGUUCCCAAUUCCACACUGGCUGGGAUGGUGCCAUCUCACCCAGCCCAGAACUACCCACAGCAGAGCCAUCACCUGACAGCCUCCAUGAACCAGGAGGGCUACCGCCAGGGCCCCAGCCAUCUGCCUUCCCACCAGCCUGGCUUCAUGGAGCUCCAGCAGGGCACAGUUGGGCUGGCUGGAUCAAGCUUUGGCCUAGUGCAACCCCGGCCACCCCCUGAGCCCAGCCCUGCUGGCCGCCACCGUGCGGUACGUGCUGGGCAGCAGCUCGCCUAUGCCAGGGCUACUGGCCAUGCCAUGGCUGCUGUGUCAGCCAACCAGGAGAUGGCAGAGUCUGUGCCCAAGGGAGCGAUGGCCACCAUGGUGUCUCUGCCUUCUCAGCUGCCCCCACAGGACCCAGGUGAGGCCCAGGACCACAACAUGCUCUACUACUAUGGCCAGAUCCACAUGUAUGAACAGAAUGGAGGCCUAGAAAACCACGUAGGCUGCCAGGUCAUGAGGCCCCAGCCACCGCAGCCACAGGCCUGCUCAGAAAGCAUCCAGUCUCAGCCCUUGCCCUCACCAGGGGUCAACCAGGUAUCCAGCACUGUGGACUCCCAGCUCCUGGAGGCCGCCCAGAUUGAUUUUGAUGCCAUCAUGGAUGACGGCGAUCACGCCAGCUUGCUGUCGGGCACCCUGAGCCCCAGCCUCCUCCACAGCCUCUCCCAGAACUCCUCCCGCCUCACUACCCCCCGGAACUCCCUGACUCUGCCCUCCAUCCCCACGGGCAUCAGCAAUAUGGCCGUCGGGGACAUGAGCUCUAUGCUCACCAGCCUGGCCGAGGAGAGCAAGUUCCUGAACAUGAUGACCUAAGGCCCCAGCCCCUGGUGCUGAGUGGACCCAGAGGAACCAUCCAUUCCCAGAGCAUAGGACUGUUGUCCCUUUCAUCUUUUUCCAAAAUAGUAUUAAUAGGUCCGAGGGAGUUUGCCAAUUGCUGGUUCAGACCAGAAAUGCUUUAAGGGCAAGUUUAUGUGCAUCUUGUCUGGCCUUCUUUUGGAUUAUUUUUCAGAACACUGAAAAAAAUCUCAACAAGAAAAACUUGUUUACACAGUGCUUCCCACUUAUGGUGUUUAUAGGACCACUUUGCUCUGGCUCCUUUGCCUCUGUCAUUUGGCUAAUGAGGGAUUGCCUUGGCUAGGGCUUUCCAAGUACACAAGGAGAGAGGGUAGAAGAACCACAUUUGGGUUUGGAUCUGAAAGCCAUAAUGGAUAUUCUAAUCCAGGAAGAUAAGCUUCUCGUUCCAAUGCCUACAAGGAAAAGGAAUUGCUGGGCCACCAGAAUUCUUUGAAGCUUAAUUCUUGAGGCCUCUAACGUCCCUUGCCACAGAGGAAAAAAAAGAUUUUACCUAGAUGAUUUGGAAGCACAUCCUGAUUCCAGGUUUGGUAGAACUGACAUCUCUACCCUACAAAGCCAAGUUUGCAACUGGCAGACUGUCCAAGUGUACAUGAAUGAAUAAAGUAUGGGGGUAUUACCAGAAUAAGGAAAGAAAAAAUUGUAAUACUAGGGGCAUGCCCAAAAGCUACCCUGGCCUCUCCAGACCAUGUUUACAGUGUUCAUGCAUGUAGAAUGUAGCCCUUCCUGAAAAGGACACUUAUUUCUAAAUACCUCGGGGCUGCUGGAGCUGCUGUGGGUUAGGGAUGGACCAAGGGGAGCCAAAUGUGGGAUGAGACCUCAAAAAGGUUAGAGUGCACGAGGUUCAGCCUCAGGCCACCCUGGAGGUUUCCUGUAGGAAGAGGAAGUCACAUGUUUACCCAAUCCUGUUUUUCCAAUGCACUGUCCACCCACUUUACCACGGGAAACCCCAGGGCCCAGUAGCAGCCUCUGCUUAUGUUCUUCCAGGCCAUGCCCUCCACUCACCGGCAGCCCAGUGGUCUACUCCAAGCUGCAGCAUGCAGUUCUAGUAUCUUCUGGGUUCCCAUCCUUCUGCUCUCGUUCAUUUCAGAGAAUGAUGGCAUGCAUGGUGUUUUCGCUGAAGGCAAGAGGGCAAAGGAGUUGAUUCCUGGGACUCAAGGACCAUCACUGAACUUUCCUGUUUGGUGUGACCAAGCCCCAUCCCCAAAUAGAAUUUGGAACUGGUGUCAGAAGACAUCAUUUCUUAACAUACUAUAGGUGAACUGGUGCAUCUUCCCCACUACACACACACAAAUACACACACCCUCACCCCUUUUCCAUGUGGAAUUUGUGGCAACCUUGCCAAAACCAACUGUACCACUAUGAGCUUGAUACUGACUAUCAAGGCAAGACAGGGCCAUCACCUUACCUGGGCCCUUUGCAUCCCAGAACAUCAAAUGCUAUGUUAGGGUCCAAAGUCAAGACCAAGUCCAAAUAACGGCCUUGGGGCAAGUCCAGGGGUCUGGGCUCUGUGGUGGUCAUUUACUCCCUGAGCUAGGAUUUCACUAGCCAUUCCCACACUGUAUAUAGUCUGUACAGAAGACAUCAUCCCUGAAAAUAUGCUAGGUGAAUCAUCCAGCCGAAUUUGUAUCUCCAAAGCAUUUUUAGCUUUUUCUACAUGCUAUGAAUUGAGAUGACAUGCUCAACUUGUAAAUAAGUCUUUUUGUACAUUAAAAAAAAGUAAUUUUUUCAUAAUUUA